Amblyraja radiata (thorny skate) is the source of this 4617-nucleotide messenger RNA. RefSeq names its product prolyl endopeptidase (gene prep). Gene Ontology annotation, molecular function: serine-type endopeptidase activity; oligopeptidase activity. NCBI's taxonomy places the organism in Eukaryota, Metazoa, Chordata, Chondrichthyes, Rajiformes, Rajidae. Gene Ontology annotation, biological process: proteolysis. The coding region runs from base 108 to 2234 and encodes 708 amino acids. The record is from RefSeq and is a predicted model, not a curated record. The transcript has 15 exons. Gene Ontology annotation, cellular component: cytosol.
AGUACGUGCGCGGUCACGCCGGGUGACGUGAGUACGUUCGCGGUCAAGCCGGGCGGAGCGGCGUGGCGUGGCGGUUGGGUCGGUGCGCGCUCCCAGACGGCGAGGAAAUGGCGAUCCCCUACCCGGAGGCCCAGCGGCUCGACGGCAGUGAUGACUAUCAUGGCUGUAAAAUUGCUGACCCCUAUAGAUGGCUGGAAAAUCCUGAUAGUGAUGAGACUAAGUGUUAUGUGGAAGCUCAGAAUAAACUGACAUUGCCAUUUUUGGAGAAGUGCCCAGUCAGAGGGAAGUUUAAAGCAAGAAUGACAGAACUGUAUGAUUAUCCAAAGUAUAGCUGCCAUUUUCGAAAAGGGCCAAGGUAUUUUCACUUCUUCAACACUGGUUUGCAGAAUCAGAGUGUGAUGUAUGUUCAGAAGUCACUAGAUGAUGACCCUCGGGUUUUCCUUGAUCCCAAUAAAUUCUCAGAAGACGGAACUGUGGCUUUAAGAGGAUAUGCAUUCUCCGAAGAUGGCGAAUACUUUGCAUACGGGCUGAGUACAAGUGGGUCAGAUUGGGUAACGAUCAAGUUCUUAAAAGUCGAUGGUGCUACAGAACUCCCAGACACCUUGGAGAGAGUGAAGUUCAGCUGUAUGGCCUGGACCCAUGAUGCUAAAGGAAUGUUUUAUAACUGUUACUUAAAACAAGAUGGAAAGAUUGAUGGUACCGAAACCUCUAUGAACCUUCACCAGAAAUUGUAUUACCACAAGCUAGGAUUUCCACAAUCUGAAGAUAUAUUAUGUGCUGAAUUUCCAGACUAUCCAAAAUGGAUGGGUGGAACUGAGAUAUCAGAUGAUGGGCAAUAUGUUCUCUUGUCUAUUCGACAAGGCUGUGACCCAGUCAAUCGACUUUGGUACUGUGAUCUGAAAAAGUUACCUGAUGGUAUCGAAGGAGUCCUGCCUUGGGUCAAGCUUGUGGAUAACUUUGAUGCAGAAUAUGAAUAUGUCACCAAUGAAGGAACAGUAUUCACAUUCAAAACAAACCUCGACACUCCUUGUUAUAGCUUAAUUAAUAUUGACUUCAGUGACCCUGACCCUUCGAAAUGGACAACUUUAAUUGCAGAGCAGCAGAAGGAUGUACUUGAAUGGUCCGGAUGUGUCAGGGAAAACUAUCUGGUUUUGUGCUACCUCCACCAUGUGAAGCAUGUCCUGCAGCUACACGAUUUGGCCACGGGAGCUCAUUUGAAGACCUUUCCUUUGGAAGUGGGCAGCGUUGUGGGGUACAGCGGACAAAAGAAGGACACUGAAAUCUUCUAUCAGUUUACAAGUUUCCUGACACCAGGUAUCAUUUAUCACUGUGAUCUGACCAAAGACAGUUUGGAGCCAAUAAUUUUUAAAGAAGUAACAGUGAAAGGAUUUAAUCCAUCUGAUUAUAAGACUGUUCAGAUCUUCUAUCCAAGCCAAGAUGGGACUCAAAUACCCAUGUUUAUUGUCCACAAGAAAGGAAUAAAACUUGACAAAUCUCACCCUGCAUUUCUUUAUGGAUACGGAGGCUUCAAUAUAUCACUUACACCGAGCUACAGUGUUUCGAGGCUUAUUUUUGUGAGGCAUCUUGGUGGUGUAUUAGCUAUUGCUAAUAUCAGAGGAGGUGGAGAAUAUGGAGAGUGCUGGCACAAAGGUGGCAUGCUGGAAAACAAGCAAAAUUGUUUCAAUGAUUUUCAAUGUGCUGCUGAAGUUCUUAUCAAGGAGGGCUACACUACUUCAAAGAAGUUGACCAUAAAUGGAGGCUCCAAUGGUGGUCUCUUAGUGGCGGCCUGCGUGAAUCAACGUCCCGACCUCUUUGGCUGCGCCGUGGCACAGGUGGGAGUCAUGGAUAUGCUCAAGUUUCACAAGUUCACCAUUGGCCACGCCUGGACCACUGACUUUGGCUGCUCAGAGGUCAAGGAGCAGUUCAACUACCUGAUCAAAUACUCUCCACUUCACAACAUUAAGGUGCCGGCCGGUGAGGGGAUACAGUACCCAGCGAUGCUGCUGAUGACCGCAGACCACGAUGACCGGGUAGUCCCUCUCCACUCCAUGAAAUUCAUCGCCACCCUGCAGCACGUGGUGGGGCGAAGCCCGAGUCAGGUCAACCCCCUGUUCAUCUACGUGGACACCAAAGCCGGGCACGGCGCGGGGAAACCCACGGCUAAAGUCAUUCAGGAGGUGUCCGACAUGUUCGCUUUCAUUGCACAGACUCUGCAGCUGCAGUGGAUCGAUUGAGAAGAGACGCUGUCCUCUUCGCAUUUAAUCGUUGUCGAAAAAGUGACGGCAAGAAUACCUGUAGACAGAAUUUAGAAUAGAGUAUCUUGAAGAAUGGAAGGCAUCCAAAACAAAAUAGUGUGUGCUGCUAAAUGGGAUUUUCGGAACUCGGUAGUGUAAUAUUAGUAGUGUGGACUAAGUGAUAUGUUGCAAGAAAAAACUCGACACUUGGCAAACAAGUUCUAAUCUCACUCUCCAGGAAGGAAGAGACGACCUUUCCAGAAAUGCCAGGAUCUCAUACAGGAAUCAGAACAUGUGACAAAUUGGGCAUGCAUUAAUAUUCCAGUGGUUUCUUUAUCCCCAUUGACAGAGAGCGUCAUGAUAAGUUCUAGGAGCAGAAUUCGGCCCAUCUAAUCUACUCCGCCAUUCAAUCAUGGCUGAUCUAUCUCUCCCUCCUAACCCCAUUCUCCUGCCUCCUCCCCAUAACCCCCGACACCCGAACUAAUCAAGAAUCUGUCAAUCUCCGCCUUAAAAAUAUCCAUUGACUUGGCCUCCACAGCCAUCUGUGGCAAUGAAUUCCACAGAUUCACCACUGUCUGACUAAAGAAGUUCCUCCUCAUCUCCUUUCUAAAGGUACGUCCUUUUAUUCUGAGGCUGUGGCCUCUGGUACUAGACUCUCCCACUAGUGGAAACAUCCUCUCCUCAUCCACUCGACCCACCACCCCCCCCCCUCCUUGUUGUUAUGGUUUGAUUCAUUUUUGGUUUGUUUUUGUUUCAUAUGAAAUCAUCUUGUUAUUGCCGAUCCCCUGAGACUUUUAAUCAUUGGCCAUAAAUGCAUAAAUGAAACUAAAAAUGAAUGAUUUCAGCGAUUGUCCCUGUAUAAUUUUCUGGGAGGCAUUGAAACCUGGUAGUUGCCAAUACUGUAUUUAGAGUGGGAUUGGUUUGGAUUAAAUACAAUUCAUACAUGUAGAUACUACUGUUUGAAUCAUACAGUGUGGGAACAGGCCCUUCGGCCCAACUUAUCCACACUGACCAACACUAGACCCACUUGCCCACGUUUGUGAAAAUGUUACCCCUCGUAUUCCUAUAAAAUCUUUUCCCCCUUCAUCUUAAACCUAUGUCUUCUGGUCCUCGAUUACCCUUUUCUGGGCAAGAGACGUGCCCACACCGACCAACAUGUCCCAUCUACACUUGCCUGCGUUUGUGUGAAAAAGUCACCCCUCAUAUUCCCAUAAAAUCUUUCCCCCUUCACCUUAAACCUAUGUCCACUGGUCCUCGAUUCCCCUCCUCUGUGCAUCUACCCGAUCUAUUCCUCUCGUGCUUUUAUACACUACAUCUCUAUAAGAUCACCAGUUAGAAUUGUUAAGUCUCUCUCAUGGUUAUUUAGAUAUGCUGAAUGAAACAAGCCAUUUGAUGUUUAAAGUUCUCUCCACAAAUAUCUGACAUCAUUUCAUGACCAACUGGAGUUUGUUUUGUGGUUUGACAGAAGUCUAUCUGUUUGGCUGCAUGGCAAUGUUUAGCCCCAUUCCAAAGCAUGAAAGUCACCAACAAACAGAAGUUUGAAUCUUGAGUCUAAUGUUGGAAAUGUAAUGGGCUCUGUAUCAUUAGGUUUUUGUGUGUGUUAUAUUGGGGGAAGCCCGAUACAGUUCCCCUUGUAUCUCCCAGAACUCUAUAGUUUCUGUCAAGGACUAUAGAAUGGCACGGUGGCGCAGCGGUAGAGUUGCUGCUUUACAGCGCCAGAGACCUGGGUUCGAUCCUGACUACGGGUGCUGUCUGUACGGAGUUUGUACAUUCUCCCGUGACCUGCGUGGGUGUUCUCUGGUGUGCUCCAGUUUCCUCCCACACUCCAAAGACGUACAGGCUUGUAGGUUAAUUGGCUUGGUAUGAAUGUAAAUUGUUCCUAGUGCGUGUAGGAUUGUGUUACUGUGCGGGAAUCGCUGGUCGGUGCGGACUUGGUGGGCCGAAGGGCCUGUUUCUGCGCUGUAUCUUGCAAGUCCAACUACUGUGCAAGUUCACAAAGGGGCGGGAGGGAGAGUAGUGAAAGAUUCUGCCUCACCAUUCCAGCGCAUUUGGUGAAUCACAUGCCGUAUCCCAGGAGAAUUAACUUUUGCCAACACAGAUUUUUUUUAAGUGUGAAUAGUGCAAAGAAAUAGAGCAUGAAUUAUGACUUUUUUUUAACCUAAAGUAUGCCUCAGUAAGUCUAAUACCAUUCAAACUACAAACCAGAUUCCAUUUUCAGGUCAGUUCAUGCAGCUGGAUGUUUACCAUGUGGUUUCAGUGUAUUUUAAUUGGAUUUCAAUAUUACACUGCAAAAUAUUUUCGCCUUGGUGAGAACAUGUCACAAAUAGGUCAUAUCAAACAUUGUCACUUUAUGUACAUGAAAAAUAAAACUCAAUUUACUCUA